UGUUUGCUUGUCCCCUUCAAACGCAAAUAAACCCCCCCUCUCCUUUCUCUUCUUCUUCUUCCACCUCUCUCUCUCUCUCUCUCUUCACUCUCCCAAAUAUUUUCCUCUCACACCAAAAACACACACUCAUUUCACACAUUCCUCUUUUAGCUCCUCUUUUUUUUUUGAAAUAAUUUCUAAUGGAAACACCUGAAUUGUUUCAAACAGGUUACUAUAACACCGAAUUCACUUCCGAAAAGCAGCUCAUUUCUGAUGUAAAAAAUGGUGAACAUUUCGUUGUUGACGAUCUUUUGGACUUGCCUAAUGAUGAUGGAAUGGUCACCGAAGACACGUUGGACCUUACAGUUAUAGGAAACUCCACGGAUUGUUCCGUCGUAGAUAAUUCAUGUAACUCCUCAUUGUCCGGAAGCAAUCACCCCCCACAAUUACUCGGCUACCGGGAUUUUCCCGAUGGACACUUGUCCACUGAAUUCGCCGUUCCAUAUGAAGAUAUGGCUGAGCUGGAAUGGCUAUCGAAUUUUGUGGAAGAAUCAUUUUCAAGUAACGAGCUGCAUAAAAUGCAGAUGGUGCAAGCAAUGAGGAAUCGAACUGAUUCUGAGAUUCACCAAUUCAUUCCUGACCCGAACCGAGCAUCUGCAACGUCUAGCACAAUCUUCAAGCCGGAAAUGCCUGUCCCAGCCAAAGCACGUAGCAAACGAUCGCGAAUGGCUCCAGGAAACUGGGCCUCUCGCUUGCUAGUUGUGUCUCCCAACACUACAACCCCGGAUUCCUCGAUGGACACGAUAUCAAUGCAAGACAUGUCAUCGUCAUCAGAGUCCGGGAUGAUAAUCCCGAGCUCUGGGAAGAAGACAGUGAAGUCUUCUUCUACUCCGAAAAAGAAAGAGAGUAAUAUCCAUCAUGUUCCAAGUAACAAUAAUGGUAGCAAUAGUGAAGGAAGGAAGUGUCUUCAUUGUGCUACUGAUAAGACACCGCAAUGGAGGACAGGACCAUUGGGUCCUAAAACACUUUGCAAUGCUUGUGGUGUAAGGUACAAGUCUGGACGUCUCGUCCCUGAAUAUCGACCUGCUGCUAGCCCUACUUUUAUGCUCACUAAACACUCUAAUUCUCACCGCAAAGUGCUUGAGAUUCGGAGGCAAAAGGAAGUUACUCAGGUUGAACACCAACACCAACACCAAUUCCUUCCUCAUAACAUGAUGUUCGAUGUAUCCAAUGCCGAUGAUUACUUGAUUCAUCAACAUAUGGGGCCAGAUUUUCGGCAGCUAAUCUAGUGAUCAUCAAUGGUACCAGUGUAGGAGUUUGUUUUCUCAUAUUGAGUUUUGAAUUUCCUAAUUGUUUUUACUAGGACUAGAUUCCUAACUUAUCGAAUUUUGUAGCGUUGUCAUAGAAAUUAAAAAAACGAAAUUAAAGGAAAGGAAAGGUGAGAGACUACAAGAGUAAAAAAGAAUGAGCAAUACAAGUAGAAGGUGUAGGGUCUAGUGUCCCAAGUUUAUGUUACUUUUGCCAAAAAAUUGGCAAUUUCAUGGAAC
Solanum tuberosum (potato) is the source of this 1526-nucleotide messenger RNA. Its product is annotated as GATA transcription factor 12. Gene Ontology annotation, cellular component: nucleus. Gene Ontology annotation, biological process: cell differentiation; positive regulation of DNA-templated transcription. The transcript is spliced from 2 exons. The coding region runs from base 180 to 1268 and encodes 362 amino acids. Lineage: Eukaryota; Viridiplantae; Streptophyta; Magnoliopsida; Solanales; Solanaceae. Gene Ontology annotation, molecular function: sequence-specific DNA binding; zinc ion binding. The record is from RefSeq and is a predicted model, not a curated record.